UCUUUUAAAAGUCGGUGUCGAUUGAACUCUGCUGCUCAUGUACAGCAGCAGUAAGAUGACGAUGGCCGUGUUCCGGACGGCAGCGGGAGUCAUCUAUGGAGAUAUUUUAAGUGAAGAUCGUUGUGGUUUCAUCAUCAGAUGCGUACACACACACCGAUUUAUAAUCACAAGCCUACACACACACACACACCGAUUCAUAAUCACAAACCUAAACACAAUCACAAAUCUACACACACGCACCGAUACACAAUCACAAAUCUACACACACACAUACAACGACCCCCCUGUGAAGUAGAAUCAGGGCUGGAGGAGCAAGUGCUGUUAGCGAGCUCCUAUGAAGGCCGGCACGGCACGCGAGGGGGGUGAGGCAGGCCAGCACCACGUGGCCCCGCAGUGGCGAUGUUUCUACAUCGCACCAGGUACCCGUGUGGGUCGAGUGAACCUAGCAGAGCCGCAAGCCCGGCUCGAAUAAUCGAUUCAUGGAGCAAUCGCGAGAUCCCGUGCUCUGUGGAGAUGGGGCGAUGCAAUCGUCUCGCGCGCAGGCGCUACAGGGGCUGAGUUGCGUCGCGGGACGGCGCAAGGUAUCUAUCGACGGCUCGCUCGGUGAGUCUUUCAACCAGCAGUGGAUCAAACAUGUCCGUCGACGAUGACGAUGCCGUGUCGCAAGCGCCGCGAGCCGGGGCGCUGCGUGUGUUCGCUGCAGGUGGCUGGGCCACGGCGGGUGAAGUGAUGGAUGGAGGGGACACCCUCCGACGCGCCGCGGCUCUGGAACAGAUGGACGGCAUCGUAGCAGACGACAAAGAGGAGGAGUUGGAGGACACGGGCGGCGGCGCAGGCAGCUGGGCGCUGGCGAGCAGGACCGGCGGCGGCGGCGAGUCGCAGGCCGUGGCGCCGUGGGCCGGGCUGCAGGUGGUGCACCUCACGGAGGAGCUCUGCCAGCGGCUCGAGCGGCUGGGCAGCCAGGAGGAGCGCGAGGGCCUCCGCAGGCAGCUGCCCCCGGGCACCGUGAGGGCGCUGCUCGGCUGGCUGCACGCGAGCACGGUGCGGCAAGCGCGGAAGAACGGGCAGCCUGGGUCCGAGGGGGAGGACUACCAGGAGCGGCUGUCCCGUCUGGAGGAGGACCGGGAGUCACUCGUGCUGCAGGUGAGCGUGCUCACCGACCAGGUGGAGGCGCAGGGGGACAAGAUCCGGGAGCUCGAGUUCUGUCUGGAUGAGCACCGCGAGAAGCUCACCGGCACCGAGGAGAUGCUGCAGCAGGAGCUGCUCGCUCGGAACAACCUGGAGACGCAGAAGGUGGACCUGGUGACGGAAGUGUCCUCCCUCAAGCUGAAGAUCACCGCCAUGGAGGUGGAGGAUGCUGGAGAGGCGCGCCCGGCUGACAGAGAGUGGGUGGAGGGCCUGGUGGGCGCCUUGCGGCUCCAGAUGAGCCGCCUGGAGGAGGAGGUGGUGUCCGUGCAGCGCGACGCGGGCGCAGCUCCUGCCCAGGUGUUGCUGGGCGAGCUGGGCUCUCUGCGGAGCCGCGUGGCGGAGCUCGAGGAGGAGAAGACGAAAUGUGAAACGAAACUCAGCAGCACCGCGGCGGAGCUGGCGGAGCUGCGAGAGCGCGUGGCCACGAAGGAGCGGGAGAUCGAGACGCUGCGGCUGGAGCUCGCGUCGCGGACGCCCGACGCCGUCGUUGCCGCCGCGUGCAAGGACGAGGAAAUUCAGAAGAUGAAGAGCGCUGUUGAGUCACUGCUGCAGUCCAUCCAGGAGAAGGACCGCAAGAUCUCAGAGCUGCACGAGGCUUUGGAGGCCUAUAGAGAGGCGCAGGAAUUGGGGGGUCGCCUUGCCCCCCGCGACCGAGGCAGGCCCUUCCCACCGGCGCCGGAGGCGGCCGAGGGGUCAGGGCCUUCCCAUCCGACCUCCCGGGCCACACGCGACCCCUCGCCCUACGACAACAGGUCUCCCUGCCGGCACAGGUCCAACAGCCUGGAGAAUAUGCGGACCGAGUCCGGCGAUAAGUGUGUUGUUUGGGAGCCAAUGGUGCCGCAUCCUGCCGACAAGGUCCCCUGGGGGCAGGCGAGGGCCGGCGCCAACGGCUCCAAGUACCAGACGCUGCCGGCGCAGCGAGUCAGCGGGACCCCCUCAGGGGGCCCACUGGGCCAGUCGUCACGGAAGCUCCGCACCACCGCUCAGCACGACGGGGCCUACUCCUACCACGGGUCCGACAGCAGCCUCGAUCGUCACCGGAGUGCGAGCGCGCCCGCCCUAGGCGAGCCCAACGGCUACUCCCCGGGGUCACGUAGUGGCUCCGAGCGGGGCCAGGGGUCACCACCCUCCGCGGGGGUCGGGGUGGCACCCGCGUCGCCACCGCCCUCCGCCCGCGACGCUCGCAAGAAGGGCAAGGGCAUCCGCCGCCUCUUUGGGAGGCUACGACGCACGCAGUCUGCGGGCCUCACGGGGGAAGUGGGGGGCCCAGAGAAGGAGUUCCGGAGGGGGGGGCUGCGCGCUACCGUAGGCCCCUCGCUCGGCUGGCCCCGGAACCUGCGCAGAGCGGGCAGCAGGGAGCUGGAGACCCCCUUCGCCAGCUGGGGGGUGGAGCAGGUGUGCGGCUGGCUCAGCGAGCUGGGCCUGGGCGCCUGCGUGGGCCUGGCGCGGCAGUGGGUGGUGCGAGGGGACACGCUGCUGCGGGCUACGACGGAGGACCUGGAGCGGGAGCUGGGGCUCAAGAACCCUCUGCACAGGAAGAAGCUCACGCUGGCGCUGCAAGCGCUCGGCUCUGGAGAGGCAGUGGGGACCGAUGACCUGCACCACACCUGGGUGACGCGCUGGCUGGACGACGUUGGGCUGCCCCAGUACAAGGAGCAGUUCCACGAGGCACGCGUGGACGGGCGGAUGCUGCACUACAUCACCACGGAGGACCUGCUGCUGCUCAAGGUGACGAACCUGCUGCACCACCUGAGCAUCAAGCGUGCGGUGCAGGUGCUCCGACUCAACCACUUCCAGCCAGACUGCCUCAUCCGCUCCGCCCCAGAGGGGAAGUCGUCCACAACGGGAGUCUACCGCUGGUCCAACCAGCGGCUCAUGGAGUGGAUGAAGCAGAUCGACCUCGCCGAGUACGCGACCAACCUGCGUGGCAGCGGCGUUCACGGCGGACUGCUGAUCUUCGAGCCGCGCUUCAGCGUGGAGACGCUGGCGAGCCUGCUGAGCAUCCCGCCCAGCAAGACGCUGCUGCGCCGCCACCUGAGCACCAGCUUCAGCCUGCUGGUGGGCCGCGAGGCGCAGCGGGCCAAGCGCGAAGUCAUGGACACGGCCCACUACUCCCCGCUCUCAACCACCGCCAAAGUCAAGCCCAAGCGGCUGGUGUUCGCGGCGCUGGGGGGCGGGCGGCGCCGCAAGGGGGGGUGCUCGGGCGGUGGGGGGGGCUCGACUGGGAUCCCGGAAGACCCGGAGGAGCUGCUGUGUCCCCUGGAGCUGGGCCGGGCCGACGGAGACCCGGAGCGGAGCGGCAGCCCGGAUCCGGACUCCCGCGACGGCCUCGCACAGCCCUGCCUGCCCCGGGUGAAUGUGUCGGAAGGGACUGUCAGGCAGAUAGGCGCCUUCUCGCAGGAGCUGAUCAACCUCACCAGUCUCCUGGCGGAGGACGGGGCCUCCACGAGGCCCGGUCGGGCAAGGCCUGGGAGCGGUCGCUCGAGCUGGGACCCCCCUCACAAGUGACGUCCAGGACGGGCCCCCCACCACCAACCUCGCCCACGCGGCCACUCGUCCGCUCACCCACUCGCCCGCUCGCCCGCUCGCCCGCCCGCCUGAUCGCCUGCCUGCCCGAUCACCCGCCCGCUCGCUGGGUGAGACAGCUGCUGCUGAUCGCUGCUGCGGGCAAAGACUUCUUAAGACGUCAAGAUCGACUCAAAGCCCGAGAAGCCCAAAUGACAAUACCUUGAGAAAGAUCGGCCCAAAUCCGGGCCGCCAGGUACGCGCGGUUUUCCGGCGUGGAGCGUAAAAGAUUAGUAGCGGAAAAAAAACUUCGCGUGUACGCAACGGUCGAUUCGUCGGUCGAAAAUCAAAAUCAACUCUCGACGUUCGUGCCACACGCUCCACCGAAUCGCUCGUGUUUUAUUCUCGGUUCGCAAUGCGCUCUCACCUGUUAUGCCCCCUCCCCUACACAGCCCCCCAACCAGCCAUUGAAGGCUGAUGGGGAAUUAAACGGCGAACCUCAAGCAAUGACAAUUCAUGGAAUCACAAAGUUGUGGGUGGGAGUGGGGUACGAAUCGUGAACCUGUCGCUCUGUGCCGGCAGUCUUGUCCGGGACACGCGCGGUGAGAGGUAAAUUAUUGCGAGAACGCUGUAACACCUAUUUAUGUUGUGUAGACGUCCGUUGUGUCUGUGUUUGUCAUUUCAUAAAUCACUAUCCACCAGUCAACCGCGCGACUCGGCGUUAGGGGUUGCGAGAUCCAAUCCUGGCUGCGGGGUUGACUCAUCCCACAUCAUCCCUCCGCGGUCGGUAAAAUGAGCACCACUCUGUGGGGAAGAUCAACGAUGGUUUGCCUGACGUUCAAGACUCACCCCCCGCCACAGGCGUGUGGACUUUCCACCGCUGGCUCAGGGGCCUGUAAAGCAGGGGAUGGGCACCAACGCCGCGAUGCUCACACGAGCAGGAAAUCGCUUGGAGCUUUAUUUAUUUUUUGCGAGAGAUUACUUCAGGUGACUUGCACGUGGACUUCCAGGGUAAACGGCCGUCGUGUAGGCCGCUCGACUUACAAAGAAUUCGGUGCAAAAGUGACCCCGGUGGGUUUAACGGAUUCCCAGCGCACCUUGGGGGGGUUGGCUUAUCGCGCGAAGCCUACAAGAUGAAAGUGGAUUACCUUGAGCUACCAACGAUCACAAGCACGAUGACAACGAUAUCACGGCAUGUUAAACAAAAAAACAAAAAAUCCCCCAUGUAGCCUUAAUAGACUGUUGGGGCAAGUGCUGUUAGUGAGCACCUAAUUAAGGCCGGCACGGCACACGAGGGGGUGUGGGGUGGCCAGCACCACGUCUGGCCGCCUUUGUCUUCCCAGUGGGGAUGUUUACACACCACACCAGGUACUCAUUUGAGGCCGAGUCGACCUAGGGGAUGCCCAGGACCGGUUCAGAUACUCAUUACCGAUAUUGGCCGUUAGUGGGAAUCGAACUCGGGAUGCCGGGUUUGUAGCGCAAUGCGCUAACCACUACACUACCGCACCCCGCAUGUUAAAAACACACGCACAUGCACACGCACACACACACGCACGCGCACGCGCGCACACGCACACACACACGCGCGCACACGCACACACACACACGCGCACAUACACGCAGACGCACACGCACACACUGGCGCACAUACACGCAGACACACACGCACACACACACGCGCGCACAUACACGCAGACACACACGCACAUGCGCACAUACACGCAGACACACACGCACACACACACACACGCGCACAUACACGCACACACGCACAUACACGCACACACACACGUAACGUGACACGCAUUGCGCCAUCGGACUCGCAUCGCGCGUGCCAUUGCGAUUUUUUUCAUUUCACGCGAAACCAAAGAAGUUCUCGUCAACGAUCGCUUGCUUUGGAAAGUUGGCGAUUGUUGGAAAUGUCUGCCCGAAGUUGAAGCUGUCGACAAGCAAAACAAUGUCCGUCUUUGUGCGGAGCCUCAGGCGCUCACCGCUCUGUUGCCCCCCGUAUUGCGGCGCACUCAACUUUAACACAAAAUAUAUGCUCGUGAUAAUUAUAAUAUAUGUACUUAAAAUUAUAUAUUCACUUGUUGUGUGUGUGUCCCCCCCGCCCCAGACAACCGUUCAGUAUUAUUUUCCGAGGCGCUUUAAAUUCAGUGUGUGGCUGUCGACAAUAACGGUAGGGAUUCGAGUUUGUGUGUUGUCCGUACGAAGUAAUCGUCGCAUUUUUAAGUUAACGCCGGUAACUGCAUUUUAAUGAACCAAAGUGUUUCCUCAAGCAAAUUUUUAAAUAAAUUUGUAAAGAAACGUUCA
Molecule: messenger RNA, 6006 nt
Organism: Lethenteron reissneri (Far Eastern brook lamprey)
Lineage: Eukaryota; Metazoa; Chordata; Hyperoartia; Petromyzontiformes; Petromyzontidae
Product: liprin-beta-2-like
Biological process (GO): neuromuscular junction development
Cellular component (GO): presynaptic active zone
Molecular function (GO): protein binding
Source: RefSeq, a predicted model, not a curated record